Molecule: messenger RNA, 504 nt
Organism: Hibiscus syriacus
Lineage: Eukaryota; Viridiplantae; Streptophyta; Magnoliopsida; Malvales; Malvaceae
Product: glycine-rich protein 5-like
Exons: 1
Coding region: 1-504 (167 amino acids)
Source: RefSeq, a predicted model, not a curated record
AUGACUUCUUGCAAGCUUCUUCUUGUCUUGUUUAUUGGUGCAUUUGUGAUUUGCAGUACUGCUGCUAGUGCUAGGAAGCUUACGGCGGGUGGGUUUGAGGAUGAGAAAACUCUGUUUCGUCGUCGUCCGGGAAUUGGUGGUGGUUUAGGAGGAGGUGGAGGCGGAGGUUUUGGUGGUGGUGGAGGUGGAGGAGGGUUAGGUGCUGGUGGUGGAGCUGGAUUUGGUGGGGGUGCUGGUGCUGGAGGUGGGCUCGGUGGAGGUGGUGGACUUGGUGGCGGUGGCGGUGGAGGGUUUGGAGGUGGCGGUGGAGGUGGAAUUGGUGGGGGUGCUGGUGGUGGGUUUGGAGCCGGAGCGGGAGCAGGAGGAGGUCUUGGUGCCGGAGCGGGAGCUGGAGGUGGUGGUGGAUUUGGUGGAGGUGGAUUUGGAGGCGGAGCUGGAGGUGGCGCAGGUGGUGGGUUUGGCGGUGGAGCUGGUGUAGGCGGUGGGUUUGGAGGUUUCCCUUGA